Penicillium roqueforti is the source of this 2451-nucleotide messenger RNA. RefSeq lists its product as uncharacterized. The record is from RefSeq and is a predicted model, not a curated record. The transcript is spliced from 3 exons. NCBI's taxonomy places the organism in Eukaryota, Fungi, Ascomycota, Eurotiomycetes, Eurotiales, Aspergillaceae. Gene Ontology annotation, molecular function: monooxygenase activity; iron ion binding; oxidoreductase activity, acting on paired donors, with incorporation or reduction of molecular oxygen. Gene Ontology annotation, biological process: methylation. Bases 1 to 2451 code for a protein of 816 amino acids.
AUGGAGAGUUUUGUCCUAGGCAUCACUACAAACCACAUCAUCGGGGCACUUGGUAUCUUCAUACUUACCCUACUCGUGGCCAAAUGGGACCAAGGCGUCUUAUCCGACUCGCUACCUCAAGUAGGAUACGGUAAGGGCUUUCUAGCAACGAUACAGAAUUUUCUGUUGGCCUACGCUCGACACAAGGUUUGGGUAGAAGAGGGAUACGAGAAGUACACAAAAAACAAUCGGCCAUUCAUUGUGCCCUGGGGCUUUGGUCGACGUUCUGCGGUGGUCCUGCCCCAAUCCCAGAUCCGAUGGUUGCUGGAACAAUCGGACGAGGUGAUCAGCGCAGACGAAGCCAACAAUGACUCGCUUUACGCAAGAUAUAAUUUUCUGGGCAAUGCGCAUCCCCAGGAUCCGUUUAACAAUCGCGCAAUCGGCAGGAACCUGAUCCGGGCCCUCGGUGAACUCACUCCUGGCAUGCAGGAAGAGGUUCAAGAUUCCAUUGACCGAGAGUUCGGGCUGGAUACGCAAAAAUGGAAAAGUCUCAAUAUCUGGGACAUGUGGCUGGGUCUCAUUCCGCAGAUUACGAACCGGAUGGUCCUGGGAAAAGACCUGGGGCGGAACUCGAAGCUGUUGAGCAGCAUGGUUGGAUUCACCGAAAGCGUCUUGCGGAAUGUCUUCCUAUUAGACUUUUUACCCCGAAGCCUCCAUCCUCUGCUCGGCCCGUUAUUGGCGAUUCCCAACUGGUUUCACCAUCGCCGGGCUAUCAGAAUGACCCUUCCUGUGAUCCAAAAACGGCUCAUGGAUAUGGAGAGAAAAGCCAACGGUGAUCCAGCCUACAAUAGCUGGACCGAGCCGGAAGAUUUCAUCACCUGGUGCAUUCGACAGGCUCGGCUCGAAGGCGAUCUAACCGAGUUGAAAGCGUCUAAAAUCGCUCAGCGGACGCUGCUGGUGGAGGUUGCCUCGAUUCACACGACAGCUAUGACGGCGCAGAAUGCCAUGAUCGAUAUCCUCGCCGCUGGUCCCUCCGUGCUUGAGGCCCUUCGUGAGGAGGCCGAUCGUGUAUUCCGAGAGGAGAACUAUCAGUGGAGCAAGGCGGGUCUCGCCAAACUAUACCGAAUUGAUAGUGCCAUUCGGGAGAGCCAAAGGCGCAGCAAUUUCGCCGUCACUCUCUUGGAUCAUAAGGUCAUUGCUCGCGAGGGCAUCACCCACAAGGACGAAGGAUGGCAUAUACCCUACGGAAGUACCUUGACGCUGAACUUGAAUGGUAUUUACCAUGACCCCGACUUGUAUGAAAACCCAGAGUCUUACGAUGCAUUCCGAUAUUCCCGACCUAUCGAAGAAUACGCGGCCCAGAGCGAUGGAAGCAAGGAUCCUGCUGAAGGAGAGAAAUACCGGAAGAUGGGAAUGGUCACAACCAGUGAAACCCAUCUCAUCUUCGGUCAUGGCAGACACGCCUGUCCCGGCCGUUUCUUUGUAGCGCAUGAACUAAAGCUGGCGAUUGCGUACAUGGUCCUGAACUACGAUCUCAAGAACAUCGCAGAGCGGCCCGCCCCGACAGUUAUGGGUAACUUCAUCCUUCCUUCGUUCAGGAUCCAAAUGCAAAUUCGCCGGCGGGACAACAAUGUCCGGGCGCCGUCGGCCGAUAACAAGAAAAUACACCUUACCGGCGCGCAAGAAACCAUGCUGGGCACGCUCUUAGGCCGAUUCAAGGAUGCGCAGCAUCCACAACCCAUUCUCAACGACCUGUGGGCGGGGCGAAUCCUGGAUCAGAUCGACUACGACUUUGCCAAACUCAAGAUGGACCGCAUGCAGUUCAGCGCGAUCUGUAUGCGUAGCCGCACGUUCGACCGAUGGACUACAGAAUUUAUCGAACGUCACGAGGACACCGGGGCGACCGUUAUCUGUCUAGCAUGCGGCCUCGACAGCCGCUCCCUCCGUCUCCAGUGGGGACCCAAGGUGCGGUGGAUCGAUCUGGAUCUUCCCGAUGUUGUUGCUCUCCGCCGUAAACUGCUACCGACCCCCGGCGGAGACUAUCGAUUGGUCGAUGCGUCGGUCAUGGAGGACGCAUGGCUUCAGGACAUACCCGCGGAUCGCCCAACAUUGAUCUUGCUAGAGGGGCUGGUGAUGUAUCUCACCGAGGAGGAAGGCAAAGGCCUAUUGCAACGCCUGGUGGAACGGUUUCCCUCGGGACAAUUGAUAUUUGAUGCGGUUGGAUCGAUUAUGAUUGCGGUGCAGCACCGGAGCCAGAUCGCCAAAGCUACGGGGACAUCCAUGUACUGGGGACUCGAUCAGCCACAGGCCCUGGAAGCCUUGGCUCCGCGUCUACGCCUGCGUGAUAUAGCGAGAUUCGGGGAUCAGGAUGGAGCGAAUGAGUUGCCGCUCUUGGUGCGGUGUGUCGCCUGGGCUCUGAGCCAUGUGCCAUACAUCCGAGACGUGGGAUACGUUUUGCGAUAUGAGUUUUGA